GCGGGUGUGGGCGGUGUUUCGGGUCGUGGCGCAUGCGCGGUGUGCGCGCUGUGAUCCGGGAUGUCGUGCCGGCCCCCGCGCAACUUCCGCGCUCGGCGGCGCGCGGCCACGGGCAGCAGCGACAGCGACAGUAACAACAACAACAGCGGUAACAGCGGUAACAGCGACAGCAGCGGUAACAGCGAUAACAGCAGCGAUAACAGCGGUAACAGCGGUAACAGCAGCGGCGAUGAGCAGCGGGGCCGGGGCGCCGUCCCGCCGCUGUGCCGCCACCGCCGUGAGGGAGCGGAGCCCGAGCAGAGCGAGACGGAGCGCGGCGCCGCAUCGUCAUGUGGGGGGGAACCGGAGCGGGGAACCGGGGCCGGGCUGAGCUUCGGGGGAGAACAGGAGGAGAUGGAAGGUGAUGAGGAAUGUUUUAAAAUCAAGAAGCCGUCCUUCAGUGAAAUAACAUUUAGAAUUCAAAAGAAGAAGCGUCUGCCGUCUGCAGAGACAGAAGGUGAUGAAAGCAAAAAAAUACCUCAGUUGGAGCCUGGGACUGGCAACACUAAAGGUGCUCAAGAGACAAAGGAAGAGAGUUAUUCUUCACUAAGUGAGGACGACAACAGCACAGACUCUGGAAAUGAAUCCAGCCCAUCACAGAGGAGGAAGGAUUUAUCACCAGGCUGUGUCCCCAGUGCAGGCUGUAUUGCGGCUGCUCGGAGGAGACGCCACCUAGCCAGGACCCGAGCUGAUUACCUUCCCUUGGAUGUUUCAAAUGAUUGUCAGGUUUCUCAGAGAAGAGAAAGCAGUGAUUUAGAGGAUGAAGAUGAGUCUGAUAGGAAUAAUCUCCGCUUUGUUCCUAAAAUGAGAGCUUUUAGGCAUAGGAUGGCUGAACACAUGGUGCCUGUGAGUGAUGAAUCGAGUGAAGAUGAAGCAGAAACAAAGUGGGAAGAACAGCAAAUUAAGAAAGCUGUCAAACUCCCUCAGGUGAUACAUGAAGCUUACAGUGAUGGUUCCCUGUGUAAAGCUCCACCAGCUAAACCCACGUUUGAUCCCUGUGUUUCCUUACCACCUGUGAACUUGGAAACAAUAAAAAAGCAACUGACUGAAAGGAUAGCAUCAUUGCAGGAUGUGCACCGUGCCCACCAGAGGGAGUAUGAAAAACAUAUGGAGGACAUUGAAAGUUCAAAGAUAACUGUCCAGAAAUUAGAGGAGUCUUCAGAUGCUGCUAUGAAUUACAAAUUCUACAGGGGCAUGAAAACAUAUGUAGAGAACUUAGUAAACUGUUUCAAUGAAAAACUGAAAUACAUAAAUGAGCUAGAAUCUGCUGUACAUGCACUUCUUCAGCAACGAGCCAUGUCAGUACUGAAAAGAAGGCAAGAUGAGCUGAAAAUGGAAGCUACUUAUAUGCAGCAUCUGACAACUGGGAAUGGCAAACCGACUAAUGAUGGCUUGGAAAGUGAUGAAAAGAUGAAGCUUCUGAAAGCGUGUGAGCAUCGAAGGACUUGCAGACGGCAGCUGAGGGAGCGCUCACAAAAAGCUGGUCACCACGAAGGCAUGUCGAGUGAUGAAGAACUGACUCUGCCAGAGUUGACUGAAUUCCAGAAGAGCAAAGAUAACAUUUUAGAGGAGAGUAAGAAAAUCUUUGAAGAUGUCCAUGAAGAUUUUUGUGACAUCAGAAAAAUCCUGUUGAAAUUCCAGGAGUGGAAAGAGAAGUUUCCUGACUCUUACUGUGAUGCUUACAUCAGUUUUUGCCUGCCUAAGCUUUUAAAUCCAUUGAUCAGAGUUCAGUUAAUAAACUGGAGUCCUCUUGAGCGGAAUUCUACAGACUUGGAAGAGAUGCCCUGGUUCAGAGCUGUAGAAGAAUUCAGUGAUGCCAAGAAGUCAAAGAGAGAUGAUGAUCGUGAUGAAGAGGUUUUGUCUAGAGUGAUUGAAAAAACUAUUCUGCCAAAAAUUACAGUAUUUGUAAAGAAUGUGUGGGAUCCUUUAUCAACUUCACAGACUGAGAACAUUAUACAGCUUUGCAAUAAUAUGUUUGAAAAACAAGUCCUGUCCAGAAAUGAAUGCAGCCGAGCAAAACAGGAUUUGAUUAACGCGGUUGUCCUGAGGAUGAAGAAGUCUGUGGAGGAAGAUGUCUUUAUCCCUCUGUAUCCUAAAAGCACUGUGGAAGACAAAUCAUUGCCGUGUUCAGAAUUCCAAGAAAGACGGUUUUGGUCAGCUGUUAAGCUGCUCUCCAAUGUUCUCCUUUGGGAUGGGAUUGUACAGGAAGACACGGUCCGUGAUUUGGGACUGAGCAAGCUGCUGAAUCGGUACCUUCUUCUGAACCUCUUCAACACAGCACCAGGGGCAGAAAACAUAGAGAAGUGUAAAGAGGUGGUUGCGUGCUUCCCACAAAGGUGGUUCCAAAACCUUGGAAAUGGGUCAACUCUCCCUGAGUUACGGAACUUCUGCCAGCAUUUGCUUCAGUGUGCACGUGUGCUUCACAGGAAUAACCGCAGUGAUGAAACUGAAGAAGUUAUUCUCCUGUUGGUGAAAGUCAAGGCUCUGCGAAUUGUGGAAGACUUCAUUGAAGAGUAUAAACUGGAACAUCUUAAGUCUGUGAUCAGGAAAUGAGGAUUUCUUGGAAGCAGCAGUUCUGUUACUGAAACAAGCCUGAUGCUCACUAUAAGAAAGUGGUAAUGAUUAAUUUAAUUACCAACUACAGUUGUUUUACUGUGAAAUAUUUUGGUUUUAUUUUCUUUUUCAAAUGCUGCCAUCUACUGGAUAAAAUCACAGUAAUCAGUGUGAAGUGCAGGUGUUUUGAAAUACAUGACAAAGCCUCGUUGCUUUGUUCUUCAGGGAGUGCCUGUAAUGUUACCACUGCUAGUGAGCAGACAACAUCACAAGCUGUUAUCAGCACCUCACCAAACCACUCUGCCUUAGGGGUCACUGAGCUCUAACUUAUUGCCCACUUAAUGAGACAACUCCACCAAACUCAUGGCGAGAUCUUUUUCACUUAGAAAGCUUGUCGUAGCUUCUUGACCCUGAUGCAGAAGCAGGAAUUCUGCAUGCAGUGAAGAGUUUGAUGUAUGAACAUCUACUGAUGGUAAACAGGUGUUACAGAAGGCAAGAUGUUCUCUUGUGCAACUUCUUAACUACACCUGCUGGAAUUUUGUACUUGAGAUGUAGACUGGACUUUUGCACAGACCUGGAGUUGUCACACGCCCUGACUUACCAGGCAAGCAGCAGAACAACUUCAGUUACCUUCUAGUAAUUGGCUCUCUAAGGAAGUCUUACUUUUGCUUCCCAGUAAGACACAUUAAGCCAUAUUUCACUGUAACCAUGUUGGUUUCCAGUGCUGUAUAACUUUGUAUAUGUACAGUAAAUAUUACUGCUGCAGAGUAAAAAGGAUGUUUUAUUGCAGAAACAGCAGUGCAUCACGAAGUCUGCUAAGUUUGCUAUUGCCUGUUUCUCUGAAAUGUUAUGGGUCUGGCAUUUAACUCUUGCAGGCUUAUUCCCAAUGGUUUUUCUACUUUUUAUUACAGAAUGUUAUUUUUGUAGACUAUUUUAAUUGUAAAUAGCAUUGAUCAGUGUUACAGACAAAAAAUGACUUACUAAAAUAAAAGCAAUUGUUCUGAAAAGUAAAGAUAUUUUUGUGUUAGACUUCUAAUGCUUUCAAGUCUUGAACACACAACAGGAGUGUUAUGUGAAGUAUGGAAAAAUACUUGGGCACUGCUGGCAUUUCAUUAUCUUCAGGAAUUGUAAAAAAUUGUGCACUCUUACUUUCCUGUGUGCAACGAAAAUAUAGCUGAUCAGUAAUUAGCUCAA
Coturnix japonica (Japanese quail) is the source of this 3786-nucleotide messenger RNA. It is a transcript of the gene GCFC2, whose product is annotated as GC-rich sequence DNA-binding factor 2. Gene Ontology annotation, cellular component: nucleus. Lineage: Eukaryota; Metazoa; Chordata; Aves; Galliformes; Phasianidae. Gene Ontology annotation, biological process: mRNA splicing, via spliceosome. Gene Ontology annotation, molecular function: DNA binding. The record is from RefSeq and is a predicted model, not a curated record.